AUGAGCUGGCUCGUCCUCCUCCUCCCGCUCGCCGCGGUCGCACACGAAUACGAAUUUCCUGCCGACCGCGUCCUCAGCGCGCUGAGCGACGGAGGCUGUCCGCCUGGCUCCAGUCUCCGCUCGUGGCUGUGUGACGCGCACAUUGAUAUUGACCACUACGAGCUUGACAAUGUCGGAGGCUUCAACAUCAAGCUGGACGGAGUCCGCUGCUCCACCUUCAAGGUUGGAGACCUCUCCUCGGCCGUGUCGCGGCGCGGCGCGCACAACGUGACUCUCAGCGUGGCGGCGGACGAGCUGUCCUUCAACUGCUCCAUCCGCCGGCUGGACGCGAAGCAGAUCGCGUUCCCACACGCGGAGGCGAUCGGCAAGGGCACCGCCGGCAUCUCGGGCGCCACACUCCGCGCCGGCCUCGUCGCGCACCUGACAGAGGGCGUGCCUCGCUCUGUCGUGACGGACGAGCGGAACUGCAGCCUGGCCGUGGACCCGAAGAGGGUGGAGCUCGACCUGACGGGCAACAUCUGGAUCAAGCUGAUCAACGCCAUCAAGGGCGUCCUCAUCCAGACCGUCGUCGGACAGCUCCCCUCCAUCGCGGACGCCGCCCUCGCGCCCCUCGUCUCCAACCUCACCGCCUACGCAGAAGCCGCCCCGCCGCCAGAGCUGCCCGAGCCGCCAUACAAGCCGGCCCUCGCAAACUGGUCCGCCUCGGAGGCGGUCGCGGUCGCAGACUACGUCCUCAACGACGUGGUCGGAACCGACGGCCCCCUCGGCCUCAACCGGAUCGCCGAGCUGCUCACCAACGGAACCGGCUCCCUCGCGCUCAACGCGUCUGGGCUGCUGCCGCCGCUCGAGCUGCCCGUGUCGCGGCUGGGCAACCUGUCGCUCAACGUCUCCCUGCUCAACCUGUCCCACCUCCCCUCCUUCGACGAGCUGAACCUGCUCACCCCCUCCCCCUCCGAGCCCCUCACCCUCCGAGCCGCCGCCGGCAUGACCAAGCUUGGACCCGGCGCUCUCAUUCAGAAUUCCUUGUUGAUCACCGCUCGAUGGUUCUCAGGCAUGACCAAGCUCGGGCUCGGCGCUCUCGCAAAGCUGCGCGUCACGCCAGGCGCCCACCAGCGCCGCCUCCCUCCUGAUUUGGAUGAGCCGCCGGCCGACUUCAUCUGCCCAAUCACGACCGAGCUCAUGAGCGACCCGGUGAUGGCGGCGGACGGGCAUUCGUACGAGCGGUCGGCGAUCGAGCGCUGGCUCGCGACCAAGUCGACGAGCCCGAUGACGGGCGAGGCGCUCGAAAACACGGGGCUCUUCCCAAACCACACGCUGCGCCGGAUGAUCCGGGAGUGGCAGCAGGCGCGGGCUUGA
Molecule: messenger RNA, 1356 nt
Organism: Emiliania huxleyi CCMP1516
Lineage: Eukaryota; Haptophyta; Isochrysidales; Noelaerhabdaceae
Exons: 3
Coding region: 1-1356 (451 amino acids)
Biological process (GO): protein ubiquitination
Molecular function (GO): ubiquitin-protein transferase activity
Source: RefSeq, a predicted model, not a curated record